AGAAGAAACCCCCCAAAGAACGCGAACUUUCAUUGCCUAAUAGACAGUGAACUGUUUCCUGUUUUACCUUCUCUUAUCAUGUCCCAGGAAGAGCAGACCAAGAGCACGGAGGAGUACGACUACGACCGCGAGCUUUACCGCUGCCCCAUCUCGUGGCCCAUCUCCUCCGAUAAGCCGAAGAUGACGAAGAAGGUGUACUCUCUCAUCAAGAAGUCGGUCACGGCGAACAAGAAAAAGGGCAUCGUCAAAGGCAUCAAGGACGUGACGAAGGCGGUCCGCAAGGGACAGAAGGGCAUCCUUGUUCUUGGCGCAGAUGCUUCGCCGUACGACGUCGUGUCGCACUUCCCGGUCAUGGCCGAGGAGGCAAAGAUCCCGUACGUGUGGGUGCCCUCUCGCCAGGACUUAGGCACCGCCACGCAGUGCAAGCGCGCCACGUCGGUAGUGCUGCUGAAGGUGAACGAGGAUCUCAAGGCCAGCUACGAAAAAAUCGUGCUUGCCAUCGAGGACCUGAACUCCGAGGAGUAA
This is a messenger RNA of Leptomonas pyrrhocoris, 525 nucleotides long. RefSeq names its product Nucleolar protein family a member-like protein. The record is from RefSeq and is a predicted model, not a curated record. The transcript has a single exon. NCBI's taxonomy places the organism in Eukaryota, Euglenozoa, Kinetoplastea, Trypanosomatida, Trypanosomatidae. Gene Ontology annotation, biological process: snRNA pseudouridine synthesis; ribosome biogenesis; rRNA pseudouridine synthesis. The coding region runs from base 79 to 525 and encodes 148 amino acids. Gene Ontology annotation, cellular component: box H/ACA snoRNP complex. Gene Ontology annotation, molecular function: box H/ACA snoRNA binding.